This is a messenger RNA of Stegodyphus dumicola, 1106 nucleotides long. Its product is annotated as ninjurin-1-like. Gene Ontology annotation, cellular component: membrane. Gene Ontology annotation, biological process: cell adhesion; tissue regeneration. Lineage: Eukaryota; Metazoa; Arthropoda; Arachnida; Araneae; Eresidae. The record is from RefSeq and is a predicted model, not a curated record.
AUCUGGCAAGUGGGCGCAUGCGUUGAACUUUCACAUGAAGUAAGUCUAAUGCAAUCUUGGCAAACUUGAAAUGUAGCUAGACUGUAGUUUGAGUGAUUUUAAACGGAGCGAAUUAACUGCAAAGAACCGGUCUGUGAACAAUGACGAGACGUGAGCGAGAAGGUCAUGAUAAAUGUCCAUUAGAUGCCAAUAUAUAUGCUACUCGAAAGACGGUAGCACAAGGGAUGAUGGAUAUCGCCUUAUUAACAGCAAAUGCAUCUCAACUGAAGCAUGUUUUGGCAACAGCUGAUACUCAUGAUUACUACUUGAUCAGCCUGGUUUUGAUAGGCAGCUCCAUGGUAUUACAGAUUUUAGUUGGCAUUCUGUUGGUAGUCGUCGGUCGUUGGAACAUCAAUAACAGAAAAGAGCAGAAUGUAGCCAAUGUCACCAACAAUAUCAUCGUUAUUCUGAUCUUUCUUAUUACGGUGGUUAACGUUCUAAUCACUGCUUUUGGUGAUGAAGAUACUGAUGACUUCCCAAAUCCUAGCCAUUGGUCAGAGCCACGAAAAGAACUGAUGAUAGACGACACUUCUCGCCUCGAAAGGGAUCUUAAAGCGACAGCCCAAAACAUGGUAGCAUGAGUGAGUGGCAUAAACUUCAAAAAUCCUUGAACUACGUAUGCAGCUACUGGACAGAAUUAUUCAUUUGCAAAUCAUAACUACUGUUGAUAAUUCAUGACAUUUUCAAUAAAUUCAGUCCGAUGAAAAUGUGACUGAAUGGCGAUUUUGAAACAUUUGUAAUUCAUUUUCAUUCCAGUUGAAGGAUUUUCUUUGCGAAUGUUUUGACAGUGCCAUUUUAGGUCAAGAAGUAGUAUGAUACUUAAAAUAAACAUUCAAUAUUCUUUAUAUCAUCUUAUGUCUAUUACGAUGCAUUUUUGGAGCACUUACAUUGCUUUGAUAGGAAACUAAUUUGAAUGUUCUUCUCUGUAUUUGUUGGCAAUUAUCUGUUUUUUGACUAAAAUCGAAUGUUAUUUCAUCAAUGAUUUAAUAAUGCAACUUGAAAUUGUACUUUUUGAAAUUCAUUUAAUCACGUAACAUCUUAAAAUAAAGCUAUUUAUUAAACUUUGU